This is a messenger RNA of Anoplopoma fimbria (sablefish), 604 nucleotides long. Its product is annotated as protein cornichon homolog 4-like. The transcript has 4 exons. NCBI's taxonomy places the organism in Eukaryota, Metazoa, Chordata, Actinopteri, Perciformes, Anoplopomatidae. Gene Ontology annotation, cellular component: COPII-coated ER to Golgi transport vesicle; endoplasmic reticulum membrane. The coding region runs from base 179 to 445 and encodes 88 amino acids. The record is from RefSeq and is a predicted model, not a curated record. Gene Ontology annotation, biological process: endoplasmic reticulum to Golgi vesicle-mediated transport.
UAGAAGCAGGGAUUGAGGAUGUUGACAUGGAAAAUAGAUUUUCUUCAUUCAACAAGAUUCUCAGCAGUUUGUGGCACCUUGACUUAAAGCUCAGAUAAUCACCCUGUCUGAUCUAGAAUGUGACUAUAUCAACGCUAGAGCCUGCUGCUCCAAGCUAAACAAAUGGGUCAUUCCAGAGAUGGUCGGCCAAUGUCUCUCCACUAUGCUGAUGUUGGUCUCGAUGCACUGGUUCAUCUUCCUCCUCAACCUGCCUGUAGCAGCAUGGAACAUUUAUAGGUAUGUGAAAGUUCCAAUGGGAAACAUGGGCGUGUUUGACCCCACUGAGAUCCACAACCGAGGUCAGCUCAAGUCCCACAUGAAGGAGGCCAUGAUUAAACUGGGUUACCACCUGCUCUGCUUCUUUAUCUAUUUGUAUAGCAUGAUCCUGGCUCUGAUCAACGACUGAAGCAGCCAUCGGGCUGUCAGAUUCCAACGUCCAGGCUUUGCCGUCUCCCCCUCACAUCCUGCUCCUAUACUGUAUGCAUACAAUCUUUCUGAACAGCAGAGAGAGGAAGUUUAUUGUCACUGAUUACUGAUCCACGCUGUUAUUUGUGUUGUCAGUUUC